Molecule: messenger RNA, 3584 nt
Organism: Pocillopora meandrina
Lineage: Eukaryota; Metazoa; Cnidaria; Anthozoa; Scleractinia; Pocilloporidae
Source: the annotation of a GenBank genome assembly
AUGUUCCAGCCGGGGCGAAGAAGAUCCCCGGGGAUCGGAUUGUUAUUUUUGGCCAGCCAGCUCUACAACAUUGGUUUUAACAGGAUUCCUCCUGUAACACUGACUUUCAUCGGUAUAAACGUCGCAGUUUAUCUCCAGCUUUUGAACAACCUUCCAUCUCUCGGAAAAGCUUGUGUUAGUGCCCAUCAUGUCUGGUACAAUGGCGACUGGAAGCGAAUCAUUUUCGCUGCCUUUUAUCACUUAAACGACUUUCAUUUGUACUACAACAUGGCCUCGUUCGUUUGGAAGGGCAUGUCGCUUGAACCAAGGAUGGGAAGUCCGAAAUUUCUGUACAUCUUGUCCGUAUUCACUGCCUUAACUAACACCGUUCUUGUUGCUUUAGACAUGGUUCUGGCGAACGUAACUGAGGACUUUUCUUACAUGUACACCUGUGCUGCGGGUUUUUCAGGUGUCAUCUUUGCCCUUAAAGUUCUUACAACGUACAACCUUCCUUCUGGUGUUUCCAUGGUGAUGGGUAUGUUCCCAGUACCAAUGAGGUGGGCCUGUUGGGUGGAGUUGAUUGUCAUUCAGCUUCUUGUUCCUAAUGCUUCAUUUACUGGUCAUUUAGCUGGUAUUCUUGUGGGAAUGAUGUACGUUAAAGGUCCUUUAAAGUAUAUCAUGGAUACAGUCAGUGGUGCUGGUAAGUUACUCUAUACUAGCGUUAUUUCCCUUAUUCAAGGGCAAGCCAGCUAGAUUUUGUCUGAAAUGAUGUUUGUGUUAUUAUGGAUGAAAAACAUUUUUCUUCAUCUAAACACUGAAUUUAAAUUUUUAUGUCUUUAUUAUUCUAGUUUUUCUAUUCAAUUUUUCUAUUUCUUUCUCACUCUCAUUGAUAUUCUAUUCUUAAUUAAUUUAUUAUUUAACUUUUAAUAUUGUAAAGUGCUGUUGGAUACUCGGUAGAAACAGCCCCAUAUAAAUCCUCUGUAUUAUUAUUAUUAUUAGAAGUUGUAGUUGUAUUAAUAUUAUUAGGAUUAUUAUUUACUCACAUGAGGCUCCUAGCAUUGCAGUAUACAGUGGGUGUGUUAUCUUUGAACCCAGUAACAACUGUCCUCAUAGAAGAGUCCAUAUGGCUAAAAGGUUGAGCAUCAAAGUCCAAAAUCUGGUGGUCUGACAUUAAUUUUGCCCUUAGAACUCAAAAAUUUCUCUUUGUCACAUGUUUGUGACACAAUGAAAAAAACAUCUUUCAACAAAUGCAUCAUUGUUGCUUGGUUAUUUAUUGUCCGUACCAGUCAGGUUUAAACUUAACUACCUGUUGUAUAAAGGUUGAAUAAUUCUAUCCAACAGAUAAAUCGCUAUCCAGCGGAUAGAUUUUUAAUAGAGAUUAUCCACUGUGUAGAGAUUUAUCCUGUGGAUAGCAUUGUCUGACCUUUAAAAAACCAGGACCUGUUCCUUUGCUGGAAAACCUCCACUCCUAUUCAAUCAACACAUUACACCAAACACAUCACUCAUAAUUUUUUUCUUUUGAAUGCAGAAUCCAAAAAUGAUCUGAUAAUUUAUAAUGCCUUUUCAGGUUUCUGGUUUCUGGUUUCUGCUAUCAAUUCUUUUUCAAAGUUUGAAAGCCACUGCCUGAAACACUGCGUUAAUAUGUAGACCUUUUUUUCUUCAAAACCAUGUAAUAUUGUAAUGAGUGAAAAGAAAAUAGUAACAGUUCCUUACUGUUAAUUUUUUAAGUGUCCAUGCAAAAGUUUUAAAAAUAAUUUAACACAAUACAACUAUGCUCCUGGAAAUUUACCCUAACUAUUUAGGUCAUUUUGUGAAUGGUUAUUCGCAUAAUGUAUACCUUAAUUCAUCACUGUUACUUGGAAAAGUGUGUUCUAUGUUAUGUUAUAGCAAACAAUUAUUGGGGUGAUAUGGUAAAAGUAGUUCCAAGUGCCCCCCAUUCAGUUGAGAUGAGACUGAAAUAGGGGUACAACUAACCCUUUUACCCAAAUAAGUGACUUGCAUUUAAUUUCUUCCCAUCAUAUUACCCAUGAAUCAAAUAUUAUGGUCAGGAGAAGAAAGGAAAUGAUCAGCUGCUAAAGAAGCUCUUGAUUUUUAAACAAUUCUCCUUGCCGAUGCUCUAGAAAAUUUAUUGAAAAAUGGUACGGAGAUUAUGGUCAGGAGAAGAAAGGAAACAAUCAGCUGCUAAAGAAGCUCUUGAUUGUUAAACAAUUCUCCUUGCCAAUGCCCUAGAAAAUUUAUCAAAAAUGGCACAGAGAUUAUGAUCAGGAGAAGAAAGGAAAUGAUCAGCUGCCAAAGAAGCUCUUGAUUGUUAAACAAUUCUCCUUGCCAAUGCCCUAGAAAAUUUAUCGAAAACGAUAUGGAGAAUAUGCAUACUGAAGUAAGAGUGUAAAGGGUUAAGAAGUGUCGUUUUAAGUUUAACUUCUAUUUGUAUUUGUACAUUAUUUUUCUUUGCCUGAAUUUUAAGUGCUAUCUCCAUUUUUUUCUAGGAUCAGGAGUGACAAGAAGAAUGAGACAAUCAUACACCUACCAUGUGGGGACAACAGGUUAACAAGAAAUAAACUAACUAUUUGAAACAGGCUCCACAUAAAAAGUUUUGGUAUUAACCUUUUAAAUCGUAGGUCGUGGAGUAAUUAACCCUCUGAUCUUUAAGAGUGACUAUUACCUAAUUUCUCUAAGCAAUAUUACCACCGAAUCACACAAUAAACUCACAAGAAUAAAGGAACUGAUUAUCAACCAAAGAAGCUCUUUUCCUCACAAGUUCUCCCUUUCAGCAUCUUGGGAAAUUUAUGGAGAACACUAUGGAAAAUAUGCAUAUUGAUGUUAGGGUGUAAAGGGUAACAGUUUCUUGCCUGAAAGUACAAAUGCAACUACUCUUGCCUGAAUACCAUGGUGAACCUUGUUCUUGUUGUAAAACAUCAGUAUCUCUAAUCAAAACUUAAGUGAGCGUCCCUCAUCUUAAGUCCAAUCUUUCUACAGGACGAAGACGGGACAGACAGCCUCCAGAUGACUUUGAUUCCGCUGAUGAAGAACUCAGAGAAGCUAUAAGGGCAAGCCUCCGAGAAACACAUAUGAAUCGACAGCCAAACCUGGAUGAUUAUGACCCAAGGAUACAGACGGCAAUAAGAGAGAGCCUAGAUAACCCAGGAGGGGAGCCCUCUCGGUGGUCUGAUAACCAACAGCCUCAGAGAAGAGGGCCAUCUUCCGGAUCCCCACCAUACCCCCCUCAAAAUGGAAGCCGUUAUAAUUCUUGGUCGGCAACUUCAUCUGGUGGUGUUUCUUCGCGGCCGCCACCCUACUCCACUCAGGGGCCCUCAGCCUACCCCUCCCAAGAAGUUCCACCCUACCCUCGAGAGGGAGGAGGUCUUUAUCCCCGCCUGCCGGAUCCUACUCCCUAUACAGGCGGGGCGUUCGCGCAGUCUCCACCGUACCCUUCGGGGAUAGCGGAAUCCUACUCUACGGAUCCAGAACCUUCUGCUCCCCCGCAAGAACACGUUGUUAACGGAUACACAGGGAGACAUGCGCCGUACCCCCCGGAAAGCGUCACGCCCCAGGAAAGUUCGCUGGAUGAAGUUCGUAGAAGAAGGCUUCAGCGAUUUGAAAGAUAG